Raphanus sativus (radish) is the source of this 974-nucleotide messenger RNA. RefSeq names its product bidirectional sugar transporter SWEET10-like. Gene Ontology annotation, biological process: carbohydrate transport. The transcript has 4 exons. Bases 199 to 810 code for a protein of 203 amino acids. Gene Ontology annotation, molecular function: sugar transmembrane transporter activity. Gene Ontology annotation, cellular component: membrane. The record is from RefSeq and is a predicted model, not a curated record. Lineage: Eukaryota; Viridiplantae; Streptophyta; Magnoliopsida; Brassicales; Brassicaceae.
UGGACUCGCCCCUAUGUAAAUUCUUUCUAACUCUUUUAAUUACGUUCCUCUUACUCUAAUAACGUUUUGAAUCAGACACUAAAUAUAUAGACGCUUUGUUUGUGUUUGUUUCUCAGGCCCACUUUUAUUCGUAUUUACAAGACAAAAACGUCAGAUGGGUACCAGUGUAUCCCAUAUGUGAUAUCCCUCUUAAGUGCGAUGCUCUGGAUAUAUUACGCGAUGGUCAAGAAGAAUCUAGUGAUUAUGAUCACUAUCAACACCUUUUCCUUGGUCAUACAAAUCUUCUACAUCUCCUUCUAUCUCUUCUACUCUUCUAUGAAGCAAAAGACUCUAACAAUAAAACUAGUCGUAUUGGUGGACGUUCUUGCUUUCGCCCUUGUUUUCUUCCCCACGCACUUUCUUCUUGAUGGGAAGAAACGUGUCCAAUUCCUCGGAUACAUUUGUAUGAUCUUCUCUCUAUGUGUUUUUAUCGCACCUCUUGCCAUGAUUAGGAGGGUUGUUAAGACGAAAACAUCGGAGUUCAUGAGUUUCAGUCUCUCCUUCUUUCUCACCUUGUCGGCAGUGACGUGGUUCGUCUAUGGUGUGCUCCUCAAAGACUUAAACAUAGCUCUUCCAAAUGUUUUGGGGUUUAUAUUUGGAUGGGUACAAAUGGUUGUAUACUGGGUAUACAAGAAACCUGGGACGAAGCCACCAGGUAACGUCCAGGAAAUAGAUGCAGAGCAUGUUGUGGAUGUCGUGAGGGAUGGAGACACCAUAAUCAUUGAUGAGAACAUCAAAGGAGACAUUGAGCAGAUGAUGGAGAGCAUUUAAAUCUAUAUAUAUAUAUCCAAGAAAUUAUCGCUCUUACUAAACUACUAUCUAGUAUCAAGUUGUGUUUUAGUUGCUUUGCGUGCUAAUCUUGUACUUUUCAAUCUGUAUCUCUCGCUCCUGUGUGACCUCUCUCUCAUCUUGACUGUAAAAUAAGUUAAACUAAA